AUGAACUCUCUUAUUUCCCUUUCUAAGGCCGGAAUCUUUGCCACAUUGGUGGCCGCGGCUGCCUCUAAGUCAUGCAAUACAGAGUCAGGUUUUGAGGUGACAUUCUACGGGUAUGCAGAUAACGACCCUCCUGGUGCUGAUAUUGCAUAUGAUUGCGGUCGUGGCUACAAGGCAGGCGGCACCGGCACUUACAAUGACCCCCUGACCUUCGCCACCGCUCCUGGUGAAUUCGCCAAGUGCGACAUCAUCUACCUGCCAUAUUUGCAGAAGUACCUUCGCUUUGAGGAUGAAUGCGAGCAGUGCACCAGCGAUUACAAGGAUGGAAAAUUACAUAUCGAUAUCUGGACUGGCCCAACAAACUCAAACGGUGGUAGCAAGCUGCUCAAGUGCGAAGACUCAUUGACUCCUAGCGCAUCUCAGAUUGUGGUCACCAACCCACCAAACAGUCUGACACUGGCGCUCUCUUCUCUUCUGGAACUUGCCAUACCUCAAACACUUAUCCCUCCGCCUCCGGUUCCAAAUCGGACUACUGCAGCGGUUCGUCCUCGGGUGGAGGUGAUGGUCCUGACCCAACCACAUGCGCCUGGCCUGGGCAUUGUACUUCCUGCUCUUCCGAUAACGAUUGCUCCGAUCCCUGGUCCUGCAAGAGCGGCGUUUGCGCUUAAAGUCGCCCUUCCAUUUGUCGGUCAGGGUGGUGUCGACCUGAUCGGGGAACUGUACUUGAAAGGGAAACAAAGCAUAGCCAUCUAG
Aspergillus tanneri is the source of this 750-nucleotide messenger RNA. RefSeq lists its product as uncharacterized. NCBI's taxonomy places the organism in Eukaryota, Fungi, Ascomycota, Eurotiomycetes, Eurotiales, Aspergillaceae. The transcript is spliced from 5 exons. Bases 1 to 750 code for a protein of 249 amino acids. The record is from RefSeq and is a predicted model, not a curated record.